AGAUAUUCUCUUGUGUUUGAGCCUUCUUAAACGUGUAUUGCACUAGUAAGUAAAGACGUGAAACCUUUGAAAUUUCCUUUCAUUUAAUUGACUACAGUUGUGAUGCAUUACAAAAAAGCAUAUUUGUUUUCGGAAUGAAUAAGUUAUUUCAUAAUCGGGAUAAAUGUUAUUGGCUAAGACAUAUUUGAAGCUAUGAUACAUGAUUUGUUGAAUUAUUUCUAUUAUUUAAACUAUAACUUUGAUCCAUUUAUCCUUCAUUUUCACUGUGAUAAAUGUAGUACAAUUAAAAACAAUACGUUUUUCCUCAACCCUGUUAAAAGGUUCCAAUGUGGCAAUAGAAUUUAGUUAGUUGGCGUAACAUACAUGUAUAUCUGUUUUAUGCCUUAUUCCAAGUACUAAAAAGGCGCGGUGCCCUUUUGCUUGCAUACCGAUGGUUGAUUGUGUUGAUAUUGUUUUCCCAUGCAUCUCGUUAUGUUUUUACUUUACUUUUGUAAAAGGGCGCGUGUCUUUGUGUGUAUGUCUUUUAAAUCUUUUCAACGUUUUUUUUUUGUUUUUUUUUUAGUUAAACAAAUUCAUUGAUAGUAAUAAUUCAGUUUGAUUAAUAAUCGUUGACAUAAUAUUUGUUUAAACAUGUUACAUUACAAAUUCAACUAGCGUUGUUUUUGCUUGUUUUUCUUUUCCAAUCGCUAAACCAUCCGAUAGUUUCAAUAAGUAGUGGCUAAUGAAAAACUUCCGAUUGUGUACACACAGUUGUAAGUUAUUAUGUUAGAGCUAAGUGUUCGAAUUUAAGCAGGAAUAAAGCCCUGAAAUUGAUUGUGAUAAAAAUCAAUUCGACUAAGUGUUUUUCAACGUAUAUAGGUAUCAGAUUUAGGCGUAAGUUCCGUACAAAACACACCUGGUUCACAAUUUAUCUAGGAUGGUGCCGAACAGGACAGUUGCUUUGACUUUGCAGCUUAUAGUGAUCGCAACCAUUGUUCGUCAUGAUUCUGGUGAAAUCAUUACUAAAGACUUUACUAAAACGGCCAUGUCCGGCUCGGUCAUUGACUUGUCUGGCUACAACCAAUUACAAGCUGUAACGAGGAAGUUAGAUUGUGCCAAGCAAUGCAGCGAAGAUGACACAUGCUCAAACUUUUACUACACGUCAUCAGAGCACAUUUGUUACCUGAGUGGCUCGUCUACGUCGCAUGUGUAUAGAAUUCAAACUGCAAGUUUUGCAUUCUAUAAGUUAAAUGAUGGUGCGCUUGGUUGUCCAGUCAAUGGAGGUGGAUGGUUUGUGCUAGAAAAGGACUCUAAUAUUAUGUUCAGUCUGUUUACCACAACCGCUAAUUUUAAAAGGGGAUCUUUUUCCCCUUGA
This is a messenger RNA of Ruditapes philippinarum (Manila clam), 1354 nucleotides long. RefSeq lists its product as uncharacterized. The record is from RefSeq and is a predicted model, not a curated record. The transcript is spliced from 4 exons. Lineage: Eukaryota; Metazoa; Mollusca; Bivalvia; Venerida; Veneridae. The coding region runs from base 917 to 1354 and encodes 145 amino acids.